UCCGCGGGCGCGUCGAGUGCUACAGCAGCAGCGGCGAUGGGGACGGUGGGCUUAGGGAUGGUGGACUGUCACUGCCACCUCUCCGACCCGGACUUUGACCGCGAUCUGGAUGAUGUGUUGGAAAAAGCCAAGAAAGCCAAUGUUAUGGCUCUUGUGGUGGUUGCUGAACAUUCAGGAGAAUUUGAAAAGAUUAUGCAACUUUCAGAAAGGUACAAUGGGUUUGUCCUGCCAUGCUUGGGUGUUCAUCCAGUUCAAGGACUUUCACCAGGAGACCAAAGAAGUGUCACAUUAAAGGAUUUGGAUGUAGCUUUGCCUGUUAUUGAGAAUUAUAAGGAUCGAUUGUUGGCAAUUGGAGAGGUGGGACUAGACUUCUCCCCUAGAUUUGCUGGCACUGAAGAGCAGAAGGAAGAGCAAAGACAAGUCCUAAUCAGACAAGUCCAACUCGCCAAAAGACUCAGUUUGCCUUUAAAUGUUCACUCACGUUCUGCUGGAAGACCCACCAUCAGCCUCUUAAAUGAGCAAGGUGCUGACAAAGUGCUGCUACAUGCAUUUGACGGUCGGCCAUCGGUAGCCAUGGAAGGAGUAAAAGCUGGGUACUUCUUCUCAAUUCCUCCUUCUAUCAUAAGAAGUGGACAGAAGCAGAAACUUGUGAAACAGUUGCCUUUAACUUCAAUUUGCUUAGAAACUGAUUCCCCUGCACUAGGACCUGAAAAACAGGUACGGAAUGAGCCCCAAAACAUUUCCAUUUCAGCAGAAUAUAUUGCCCAGGUGAAAGGGAUCUCAGUGGAAGAAGUUAUAGAAGUGACAACACAGAAUGCAUUGAAACUGUUUCCCAAGCUUCGCCACCUGCUACAGAAAUAGCUUCAAAACCAAAUCAGCUGUCGGGGGCAGCAUUUG
Rhinolophus ferrumequinum (greater horseshoe bat) is the source of this 897-nucleotide messenger RNA. RefSeq names its product TatD DNase domain containing 3 (gene TATDN3). The record is from RefSeq and is a predicted model, not a curated record. Lineage: Eukaryota; Metazoa; Chordata; Mammalia; Chiroptera; Rhinolophidae. The coding region runs from base 37 to 861 and encodes 274 amino acids. The transcript has 10 exons. Gene Ontology annotation, molecular function: hydrolase activity, acting on ester bonds.